This is a messenger RNA of Dothidotthia symphoricarpi CBS 119687, 842 nucleotides long. RefSeq lists its product as uncharacterized. NCBI's taxonomy places the organism in Eukaryota, Fungi, Ascomycota, Dothideomycetes, Pleosporales, Dothidotthiaceae. The coding region runs from base 349 to 699 and encodes 116 amino acids. The record is from RefSeq and is a predicted model, not a curated record. The transcript has a single exon.
CGCAUCACAACACUGUCGUAGAUUCUAUACAAUUACCAUACUGUAUCUAUCAACGCAUGUCUGUGCCAGCAAGAAGGAAGUACCUGGCGGGCACGAGCGUGGUGUUGGGGACAGAAACACGCCCUUAGUCACGCCUUCUAGAACUCAGUCAGACAGUACGUUCCUUCACAACAAGUAUCCACCAGUAGGCUCGCUGGGACUAUAGUAAGUCAAAAAGCUGAGUAAACCCUUUGAACCGUAUCACUGGACGUACCUUUCGUUUCAUCCUGCUGCGUCCUUGAUUCGUCACUUCCUUUUUCUGUCCAGCCAAUCGUCUCUUCUUCGCUAUGUUUAUCGAUUUCGUUGCAUAUGGGCUGGAGACUGGGCUUGUCGGUAGUUUGUGCGACUACAGCAGACCAGUUUACCGGUACUCGAAUGACAGAUGCCUAUGAUUGUUGCAAUGCCGAACCAAGUCAUCAUCCACGAAAUAAUGGAAACUGUAGUCACCAGAUGGAAACCAAAACGUCACAGCCAGGACGCGCAACAGCGACACAAAGACUUGCGACUGCGAACAAAGGAGCAUGCCAAUUGUGUAACACAUACUUGCUGACUAGUAACGUACACGAGAAUGUGUACACAAGUGUGGCAUGCAUCUCUGCUGGUACGUAUCCGCCCCUGCUAUCGCCAGAUACAGCUCGCCCUAUCACCCCAGAUCUCUGACGUUUGACACUUUGCGCCUCAAAACGUCCUGAAACAUGGAAGCAGUGGCUUGGAUCAUCCCCACCCCCCUGGCUCGCUAAGUUUAGUACCACACAUCUUGGAAUGCACCCUACUGAAGGCGACUCUACACAACGGUCAUGCAG